AUGGCCAGGGGAGAAAGCGAACAGUUCACUCACUUCUGCGCCACCCACCCUCAGCUUGCGAAUUGCAUCCAGGAGCUGCGCUGCUAUAUGUUCUCCCUCACUGCACAGCGCUCUCUCACCGAUCUCAUCGCCCUCACAUCAAUACUGCCCUCCUUAACCAACCUACAGACGCUCUACAUCAGUGGUUCUCAACACAGAGAGCCAUGGACGUUCGCGAACGCGAGACGGCCUCCGGUUAAACUGAAGAAGUUAGUGCUCCACCGGUGCACCCUGCUCACCGCGUUCGACGUGCACUGCCUGGAACUCAUCGACUUGCAAGAGCCCAAGCCUGUUUCGCUGGUCAAUCUCCACAGCAUCUACUACGGGCAGACGUUCGAGCUCUCGCAGCUGAUCAUCAAUGGCAAGGCGCCCUCGGCCGUACGGUACGGUCUCCUACAGCGGGGGCUCAAUCCAGGGACCUUGACGGCACUCGCGGUAGGCUGCGGCACUACAGACGACCUUCUGGAGCUGUGCAGCCUUCUGUCCUCCGCACUCGCCCCGAGCCUCCAGAACGUCAGCGUCGUCGUUGACGCGUCCAGUAUGUGGGAUCUUCAGGGUCAGACGUUCACCGGCCUCGGGUCCGCGCUGGCGAAAUGUCGCGCGCUCGAGUACCUCUCUGUCGGCAUCAAAGACAACUGCGGCGCCGACGCCUUCAGACCCACCUUCUUCUCGUCCAUCCUCGCGCCGAUCGGCGCGCAGCGCUCGCCCCCACCUCUCCGCGCGAUCGGGAUCCGUAUGUGGACGAGGAUGCCUGCCAAGUAUCUGGCGUUCGACGACCGGCUCUCCCCCGUGCGGUCUCUGGACUUCGACAGCCUGGAUGAGCUGCUCUCCGCUCCGGCCGGGAAAUUGUCUCGUCUCGAGAGCGUCACGCUGGAGAUCGUGGCAUACGACUGGGGGUGGGGCACGCAGCCAGUGGUCACACUGCACAAGGCGGUGCUUCGUCGAAUCCGGGAAGCUGGCUUGCUGCGGUUCGUAUACAACCCUAAGGCUGAUUGGUACUCGGAGAACGCGGAAAUAUUUGUUCCGCACAGCUCGCGUCGUGCGGCCCAGAGUGAGCGUCGAGGAAACUAG
This is a messenger RNA of Dichomitus squalens LYAD-421 SS1, 1110 nucleotides long. RefSeq lists its product as uncharacterized. NCBI's taxonomy places the organism in Eukaryota, Fungi, Basidiomycota, Agaricomycetes, Polyporales, Polyporaceae. The transcript is spliced from 3 exons. The coding region runs from base 1 to 1110 and encodes 369 amino acids. The record is from RefSeq and is a predicted model, not a curated record.